Molecule: messenger RNA, 1275 nt
Organism: Iphiclides podalirius (scarce swallowtail)
Lineage: Eukaryota; Metazoa; Arthropoda; Insecta; Lepidoptera; Papilionidae
Source: the annotation of a GenBank genome assembly
AUGGGGGCUCCAUUUAACAACGGUUUCCUAGCAAAUGGAAUUUCGUCGCCAAAUGGUUUGGCAACUAUGAAUCCUUUGGCAGCAGCUAACAACAUUGCAGCUUCCACCAACAUAGCUGCUGCUAAUUCUAUAGCAGCUGCCAACAAUAUAGCAGCUACCAAUAACAUUGCGGCUGCUAAUAAUAUAGCAACGGCCAAUAAUUUAGCAGUUGCUAGUACUUUAGCGGCGGCCGAAGCUGUGACACCGUGCGCAGCCAAUGUACUUGGAUAUGAACCCAAGUUAGGUGGUCUACGAAUCGGUGAUAUUGCAGCUUCCAAUAGUAGGGGAUUCCAAGUUACUAGUUCGUCGCCCGGUGCUCCUCAUGGCUUAUCGGUUUUAUCUGACAACAUGGUGGUUGAAGGCCCACUCACAGUCGCUGGCCAACUUCCAUUCCUGGGCAGCGUGGCACUAGAGGGACCUCUAGCAGCGACUGGGCAAGGUGCAGUUUCAUACGGUUGCGGCAAUGGAAACGUGGGUAUUGUGAACGAAAGUGCUGGGCCCAUGGGCCCAACAGGUGGGAUGCCUUAUGGUGGGCUUCCUAUGGGCCCGGGAUAUGGUGGAUUCCCAAUGGGUCCGAACGGAAUUGGUUUCAACAGCAUUGGUGCCACUGUUCCUAAGGAACUUCCAACUGCAGCUUCCAGAUACAGCGAUGACCCCACCGGCCGGUACCUCACCACCGAAGCGCACAUUGCCCACAACAGGAACCUGGCCUACUACGACGGUGCUGCCAGCGACGGGCAUCUCUCCGGCCACCGAUAUAUCUCCGGAAAUCCGUACACCGGGACCGUCGGCAAUGGUUUUGCUGCCGAAAAUCUGGUUCUGGGGAAACCCGGGAUAUCAUUGGCAACGCCUCUAACGGGACUGCCAUGCGGACCGAUCGUUGCCGAGACUCCACUGACGUACGCGCCUGGCAUUAUUGAGAGCUUCCCACUCGCGAUCACUUCUAGAAUCCCUCCCGGAAGCUUGUCCGUAUUCUCUGACAACCUGGUUAUCGAGGGCCCUAUCAUCGUGAACGGUGAACUGCCUUUCUUGGCCAGCGUGGCCGUGCAAGGGCAAGUGCCCGCCGUCGGUCGAGGCACAGUCUCCUACGGGUGCGGGAACGGCGAAAUCGGCAUCACCGCCGAGGGCGUCGCUCCACCAGCAUCCCCGUUCAGUUACGGCAACGGAUUCGGCUACUCCUCAGACUUCGCUUUCCCUAGCCUGGGACUAGGCCCUUACGUCCGCGGAUGCAUCCCG